GUGACUUAUGUCAUGUACACGGGGAAAAUGGCUAAUACAGUGAAUGGAUGUAAGCCCGAGUGUCUUGUUUACAUCGUGUAAAGGUUGUUUUUACAGAAUAUUACUUGAAAUGAAGGAUAUCAAUUAGCAAUAUGGGGAAUAAGGAGUCUAAACCCUCGGUUAUACCUUACGAGGAGGCACUGAAAAAAGUGUCCGAGGAUGAGUUGAAGAGAUUAAGAGAGGCGUUCAAACGCUACUCCAUCCCGGCAGGCUACAUGAGCAAACUCAUCUUCGUCAAAGAUGUCAUGGGAGAUGCAAUGCCCCAGAAACUUGGCGAGCAUCUAUUCUUUUCUUUUGGUGGGACAAAUAAAGGAAUUACCUUCAAGGAUUUGUUUUGUGGACUUGUCUUGCUGACGAGAGGGAGACAGGCAGAAAAACUCAGAUUUAUAUUUGGAAUGUGUGCGAACCAGGAGAAUGGCACGUACGUUACGAGGAUGGAUCUCAACAACUUCAUCGCCGCCUGCGAUGGUAACGCCCCAGCUGCAGACACUGUGCAAUUAUUCAGAGAGUCUGAUCGGGUCUCCUAUGAACAAUUCUGUAGCUGGUUGAUGAAGAACAGUGAUGUGAUGAAGCUUUCGGCAUGGUUACUACAGGACAGUGCCAAACAAGGUCUGAGACUAUCGGAUGAGAGUGACACGCCGACCUUCUACCAGACAUUAGCUGGAGUUACGCACUUGGAAGAGGCAGAUAUUAUUGAACUGGAGAAGAAGUACUGGGUACUACAAGCACAAUCCAAGUCAGGCAGACUGGAUCUUGAUACCUUCACUCCACUCAUUGCCCCACCCAUGCCUGCAGAACUUGUGGAAGGUGUAUUCAAUGCAUUUGAUGAGAAUCAAGACAAUCAUAUAGACUUAAAGGAAAUGGCCUGUGGACUAUCAGCCUGCUGCAGAGGACCACUGCCCGAGAGACAAAAGUUCUACUUCAAGAUCUUUGAUGCGGACCGUGACGGGAGACUGUCCAAGACGGAGCUGGAGAGGAUGUGCACGGCGCUGCUCAACGUUCGUCGAGAAUCGAGGGUGGGGCUUGAGAUUGACUUCAAAGCCGUAGAGAACCUGAACCCUGUGGAUAUCGCUGGAGACAUCAUGUCCAAGCACGCAGGAGACAGUGAGCAAGGUAUCACUGCUGAAGAGUUCCAGGUGUGGGCUGUCAAGAACAGCCUUCCAGAUGACUUCAACAAGUUACUCUUCCAGAUCUGUCACAUCAUACUUGGUCUAAGACCGCAGAGUACAGUGGAAGAGAAAGAGGUGAUCAUGGGGUGGGUGGAGAGAGAAAGGAGAAGAGGACUCAGACCGGCGCAGACUUGGUACCUCAUCUCAGCUCACUGGUGGAAAGGCUGGAGUGACUAUGUCAACUACAGGCCUACCAGCAGCAGUGGCCAACAGACAUCAAGACAUGCUGGUGUCCAGACCAGCCUAUCCGCCCUAUCACCUAACCACACCACCUCAUCACCAUCCUUCACUCGUCGCACCCAGGUCAACGGCGGCCAGGCAUGGGGUGACAACUACCGCCAAUCCCACUCCUCUCCCUCCUCACCGUCGUCCAAUCAGAACGCCACGACCGGCUCGAGGCCCGGCACGUCCCACUCGCUCCCGCGCCAUGCCUCGUUGGGUGGAUCUACCAGCAGCGUGAAGCCACUGCAGCAUGCGUCAUCAUUCAACAGCUCCAGCCCGUCAAGGAAGAGACCUGGACAUGCUGUAGCGGUUCCUACCAACUCCAUCCCCUGUAAACCCGGCCCCAUUGAUAAUACAUCUCUUGUAGCAGCUGAUAAUAAAAAGCAAGUAUCCACCCUGACCAAUGAGGGCGGUAGACUCAGACGGCAUCCUCCAAUCUCUCAGAACAAAGACUAUGAAAUCAUCCCUGACCCUGUCUGGAAAGCCCUAGCUCUGUGGUAUGCAGGAGGACCAGCUCUUCCUAGAAAUGUGAUCGUUCAGCCGACGACGCAAGGCAAUACAUCCUGCAAGCUAGAACUGUACCCUCUGUGUGUGAAGUUAUUGAGACACCAGACCCCUCAAGUCAAGCAAAAUGGUUGGAGUGGUGUCAAUCUUGGAUUAGGCAAUAUAUCACUGAGUUCCUCGGGACUCGGUAUCAACAUCUCAGGGAACAGUGGUACCCCCCAAGCUCCCAAACGCUACCAGGCGUACGUGGCAUGCUUCAGUAAGAUGCACACGCUCCAGCAGGUCCAUGACUUCUUAUCGGCGAGGUUAAGGGUCAGAACGGAGGAGAUGAGGUUAUGGAACCUCAAAGACGAGAACAACCCUGUAGUCCUUGAAGAGGAUUCCAGCACGUUGGAUCAGCUCGGCAUUGCCGAUGAGCAGAGCUUACUGAUAGAGAUCAGGAAUAAGGAUCUCAGCUGGCCCGAAGAGAUGUCAUUAUUAGCCAAGAAGAAAGCAGAUAGGCAAUCGAGUGUGCGAACAGAUAAAGGUGUGACCGGUCUUAGUAACCUUGGUAACACGUGUUUCAUGAAUUCAGCCGUCCAGUGUAUCAGCAACACCCAGCCUCUCAGACUAUACUUCCAAACUAAGUCUUACCUCUAUGAACUCAACCCUACAAACCCUCUGGGGAUGAAAGGUCAUCUUGCCAAGAGAUAUGGUGACCUUUGCAAUGACCUUUGGUCAGGUACAGCGCGGAGUAUAGCACCUCUCAAACUCAGGUGGACGAUAGCCAAGUAUGCACCUCGCUUCAGUGGGUUCCAGCAACACGACUCCCAGGAGUUAUUAGCUUUCUUACUGGAUGGGUUACAUGAAGACUUGAACAGGGUGCAUGAGAAGCCGUAUGUGGAGCUCAAGGAUAGCGAUGGAAGGCCGGAUGAAGAAGUCGCAACAGAGGCUUGGGAGAACCACUUAAUCAGGAACAAGUCUGUGAUUGUGGACCUGUUCCAGGGCCAGCUCAAGUCUCAGGUCCGGUGUAAGACAUGCGGUCACAUCAGCGUGAGGUUUGAUCCCUUCACCUUCCUCUCCCUGCCUCUCCCUAUGGAAAGCUCCAUGCAUGUAGAGAUUGUGGUUGUUCGCCUUGAUGGAAGCGUACCUGUCAAGUAUGGUUUGCGACUGAACACAGAUGACAAGUACAAGUCUUUGAAGAAGCAGCUGGCUGACCUGUGCGACAUGGGGUCAGAUCAACUCGUCUUGGCCGAGAUUGGAGGAGCUAUGGUCAGGAGUUUUCCGUCCGAGGCGCAGAAGAUUCGCACGAUGCUAGGGGGCAUCCUGUACGCUUACGAAGUACCUCAGACAAGCCCGUCGUCGGGGAUCUGCAAAUCAGCAAGUCAAGGAUCCAUUGGAUCACAAACCAAUGCUAGCCAAACUGCCAUGAUGAAUUCCGAGUCCAACCAGCAGCAACCUCUUCCUCCCAUUGAUACGGUGACCAAGGAGAACACAGGAGUACACAGACUACCUGCCAAUGGGGACAUCCCCAGGGCCGAUAGGGUGUCACCGAUCCCCUCGACCGAUUCACCGGGGGGUGGGGAGAAGAGAAGAAGAUUGGAAAAUGGAACCACUGCCAAAGAUGACAUGGAUAAUGACACACCAACAAGCAGUCCCCCUGAGUCUAUGGUCAGUUCUGGUCACUCACCGUCCACUCCUAGUCAGUCCCGUGUCCUUCAAGCCCAGCACAGCCGGACGCCAAGCACUGCCAGUGGUACCAGUGCGGUCACCAUCUCCCCCGUCAUGCCAGGGGCAGAGUUUGAUGGCUUCGUGGUAGCCAUGCAUCGGAAAAUGAUUCGGAUGGACAUGUACUUCCUAGCGUGGCAGAAGAGUCGUCCAUGUUUGUUUGGUCUGCCUCUCAUCCUGCCCUGCCAGCCCUCCACGACCAGAGAAGACCUGUACAAGGUGGUCUGGACUCAGAUCUCAAGGCUGGUCAGUCCUACCAAACCAACUGACCAUAACACCGGUCAUAACAAGAACCAUGCUGAAGACUGCGACAGCCCUCGUCAGAAGUACCCGUUUACACUGAAGGCAGUGCUGAAGGACGGCUUGACAUGCGCCUGGUGCCCGUGGUAUAGAUUCUGCAGAGGAUGUGAUAUACCUUGUGAAAGUGAAGCUCUGAAGACGGGCUUAGCCUACAUAGCCAUUGAAUGGGACCCUACGGCUCUACAUCUCAGGUACCAGAACUCACAAGAAAGGUUUGUGACUGAGCAUGAGAGCUGCGAGAACAGCCGACGGCUACAGACGGAGCCCAUCAACCUGGAUGAUUGUUUACGAGCGUUCACCAAGGAAGAGGAGCUGGGGGAGGACGAACUGUACUACUGCUCAAAGUGUAAGCAGCAUCGGCUAGCAGCCAAGAAACUGGAUAUAUGGAGGCUACCACCUAUCUUGAUUGUACACUUGAAGAGAUUCCAGUCUGUGAAUGGGAGAUGGGUGAAAUCCCAAAAGAUUGUCAAAUUUCCGAAAAGAAACUUCAAUGUGAGUAACUUUGUGGUUCCGAAGGGGGACACUGAGCCCAGGAUAAUAGACGUAACGAACGAUGCACCUGCAGAGACGGAAGAUCUCAAAGAUUCAAGCGUACUAGGUCCCCAGGCUGGUAUCAACAUCAAUGCCAUCGAGAUGAGUAGUGAGGGGGCAGGGCAGGGGCGAGUGGACAGUGGGAGGGGGAGCAGCGUGGUCGUCAAUGGAGACACGGAUCAUUCAGACAUGGAAGACCCCGCCCAAUCGGAAGACCCCGCCCCAUCGGAGGACGGAGCUGUGGAGAAGAGCAAAGACAGACGAGAGAGACCGGCUGCGCUUCGUCUGGAUACGUCGGGCGGGGCUCUGCCUCUGAUGAAUGGUGACUGCAAGUCAGACAUUGUGAAUGGACACGGAGAGGGAGAGGAGGAGGGUGGGGACGGGGAGGAGGGCGGGGCCAAGGAUCAGGAUAGUGGUUACGGAACGCUGGAGAGCGGGCAGGGUGAUGGUUCACACAGCCAAUCAGGGUCUAACUCACCGAGCAAACCCAAGUUAAAGAAGCAGGCUUCAUUAUUGACUCCGCCCGUUGAUGCUACUGGAUCUCAUCCUCUUCUUCAUCCUCAAACCAAACCAGAGGAAGACGUGGAUGAUGGGCAGAUGUACGAUCUCUAUGGAGUUGUGAGUCAUACUGGUAUCCUUGGUGGAGGUCAUUAUGUUUCUUACUCUGUUAAUCCAAACAAGAAGUGGUACUGCUACAAUGAUAGCAGUGUGAAGGAGGUGAAAGAGGAGAUUGACAUGGACAACGCAUACAUGCUCUUCUACGAAUGCCGGUCCAUGUCUUACGUACAGUACAUACCCGACACGUCGGGGAAGCACCCGGACAUGACGACGAUAGAGGACGAGAUCGAAGCCGAUUACCGCAAGUUCUGCGUUAUCCAAUGACUGGUGGGGCGAGGCAAGCUGGGGGGAGUGCUGGGCACGGGUCUCUUCUGGCUCUGGACGGCCGCCCGGGAAGGUAUGAGGGCUGUAGGUACCAUCAAGAAAAAUUAAUUUUCUCCUUUUUUUUGUGGAGACUCAGAAUUUGAUGACCAAGAAGGAUAGAUUCCUAUAAAAGCCCUUGCAAAAAUAUUGAUUGAUCCUUAUUUUUAUACUUAUGAAGUUUCUAUAAUAGUGAAAUUAAUUGCUAAAGGGAUUUUGAAAAUAACUUGAUAUUUGCAAUAGAUUUAUAUUGAUUCUUCAAGAAGUGUGUUGAAAUUUUUUUUUGGAAACAAACUACAAAAAAAUUGAAAUAGGGAAGGAUUUUGUUAUUUUAUUAGCUGGGGUAAUCAGAAGAUACCUUUGUUUUAGGUACUGUGACAUUUUGUUGGGAGCCUACAUUUAAUUAAAGAAAGGAUAUAUGAAUGAUUAUCCAUCAAAAUAAAAUUCAACAUAUUUAUGAAACCCACAAGAGAUCAAAUUUUAAAAUUCUGAAGAGACUCAAGAAAGUAAUUUAGAUUCAACAAAAUGAUGAUUACCCCCCCCCCCCCCCCCCCCCCUUCGAGCGAUUGAUCAAAUGACCAAAAUCCCUUAAAAGUGACUUGAAUUGUAGGAUAACCAAUAAUUGAUGGAUAUGUUGAAAUUUAGAUUAUUCAUUUUAUAGUAGUUAGUCCCAUGCCCCACCCAUCCAGUUUGCCUCGCAAUAGACGCCCCACUGAUGAGCCGCUUGGAUCAGAGGUCAUGAACCAGGUGGCUUCUGGGAAGAAAACAUGUCUUCCCUCCUGACGUCGAGUACAGAACAAAAUAUUGUACUUAAAUAACUUUUUAUUAUGAUAAUUGUAAGUUGAUGUGAUAUUUCUGUGUCAGUAAUUUUUUUUUUUUUUUUUACUUGUGAUUGAAUUGUUGUCUGACGUGAAAUGAUAUAGCUUGAAUUGCUAGUCGGUUGAAGUGCAUACAGAUGUGACUGUCUAUGGUAGAGUUGCGGUGUCCAAAACUGUGCCAUAUCUUUUUGUUUCUGUUGCAUGUUUUUAUGUCAGAUACUUACGAACCAUUUAAUACAAGUCUCAAUGCCUGUAUGAAUGAAUACUGCUUCAUUCAGUAGUGUGUACCAAAAUACUAGUUACUCAAUUACAGAGUUUUACCGAUAAUUUAUUUGAACAAACUUUCAGUCCCCCAAAAUCCCCAUUAUAAUUUUGAUUGUCUGAUCUGCUCUAUCUUUUUAGGUUUUUUGUUGUUGAAUUUUUGUCAAAGAAACAUGAAAUUAUGUGUGGGGAAAAAAGGUCAUUGGCAAAUAUUGAAAUUACAAUCGAAAUUUCAAUAAAAUUAUUGCUCAAAGUGCCAAAUUUUUCUUUUUGCUAUAUCUUAACGAAUUAGCAGGUUAAUGGCGAUCAGUGAAAUCAAAUGAAUCUUCCCCUAAACGUAGUAUUUAUUUAGUAUAUGAAAUAUACU
This is a messenger RNA of Strongylocentrotus purpuratus (purple sea urchin), 6836 nucleotides long. Its product is annotated as ubiquitin carboxyl-terminal hydrolase 32. The transcript is spliced from 30 exons. The record is from RefSeq and is a predicted model, not a curated record. NCBI's taxonomy places the organism in Eukaryota, Metazoa, Echinodermata, Echinoidea, Camarodonta, Strongylocentrotidae. Gene Ontology annotation, molecular function: cysteine-type deubiquitinase activity; calcium ion binding. Gene Ontology annotation, biological process: protein deubiquitination. Bases 132 to 5354 code for a protein of 1740 amino acids. Gene Ontology annotation, cellular component: Golgi apparatus.